Messenger RNA from Lates calcarifer (barramundi perch), 1679 nucleotides. It is a transcript of the gene rnf215, whose product is annotated as ring finger protein 215. Lineage: Eukaryota; Metazoa; Chordata; Actinopteri; Centropomidae. The transcript has 10 exons. The coding region runs from base 399 to 1481 and encodes 360 amino acids. Gene Ontology annotation, molecular function: ubiquitin protein ligase activity. The record is from RefSeq and is a predicted model, not a curated record. Gene Ontology annotation, biological process: ubiquitin-dependent protein catabolic process.
CUCAACGUGAUACAUUCUUCUUUGAGGGUAAACUCAACGGUUAAAAAACGGUGACGCUGUAAUGUGUCAUUGUUUUGUAAAUGUAUGUUUCCUGUCGACAUGUGUUUCCCGAUGCGUCCCCCCUCGGUGAUCAUGAUUAGGAUGUGGUUGGGUCAGGUAAAGGUGGGGGAGAAUCACAUAUCGACGAGGAAACAAACUACUAGAGACAAGAUAAAAAUCGUCCGGCGUCUUCCGGUUGGGACCGGAAGUUGCCUUUGUUGUUUACAUUCGUAGGGGUCUUGCUAACUGGCGAACAAAAACGCUAGCAGCCUUCCCAUUAAGACUAUGGCUGACAGUUGAUUAGGUUUGUGUAUUUAUUGCAGUUUUUACUGUAUUUUCUUUCUGUCGUCGCUCGGGCCAUGGCUGCGGGUCGCUGCUGGUGCUGUCUGUGGGCAACGUUACCGCUCCUGCUCCUGCUGCGGUGGCAGGGGCUGCUGGUGGCGGCGGAGCAGGUCGCUCUGGUGGAGGUUUUCCUGGAGCAGCGGCCCGAUGUCAGCGCUCUGCUCCAGGGGGAGGUGGUGGAGUCCAGCGGGGGUAGCGGGAGCUCCGAGGACCGGAAGGAGCUGGAGGGAGAGCUGGUCCUGGUUCAGGAUGAGGAGAUGCAGGUGAGCGGAGGGAAAGACGAGGACGAAGCCAAAGAGCAGGAGCCGUGGUUUGGGGUGGUGCCCGUGGAGAUGGACGACAGCAAAGCCUCCACUGGGAACCAGGAGUCGUUUGCUGAUGCAAUGGUCAAUAAAAUGAAGCGAGCCUUGGUCCUCGGAGCUUCAGCGCUGAUCAUUCUGGCUCUCAAUCAAAACACCGUCAGUGAGAUGGAUCUGUCUCAGGUGCUGUCUAAGCCCAUCAUUGUGAUCCAGACAUCUGAAAAUGUCACUAAGCUGAUUGGAGCUCUGCUCAGGGGGCUUCAGGCGACAGCGAAAAUCACGUACAAGACGAUCCUGCAGGACAACCUGGGAGCCACGCUCACGCUGUGGUCCAGCUGCGGCCGAUCGAGAGGCGGACGCUACGGGGAGUGGCAGGGGGUCAUCUGCACGGGAGAGACCAACUCCCAGGUCCAGAAGUACCUGCAGCAGCUGUGGGACACCGUCCUCCUCGUGGCUCUGAUCCUCAGCACAGGAGUCAUCGUUCAGGCCCGGUGGCAGUACCAGGACCACCAGCUGAAUGACGACCUGGAGCUCCUUCCAAAACAGGACGUCCUGAAGCGAAUGUCGUCUCUAAAGACCAAAACAUAUCGUCAGCCCAAACCCUGGUGCGACCCGUCCCAGCCGGUGGAGACGGACAACUGCGCCGUCUGUCUGGAGCCGUUCAACAACAACCAGUGUCUGCGGGUGCUGCCGUGUCUUCACGAGUACCACAGAGAUUGUGUCGACCCCUGGCUGCUGCUGCAACACACCUGUCCUCUGUGCAAACGCAGCAUCCUCAGCAGCGUCUGCAAAGAGAGUUAACACUCACCUCCUCCUCCUGCUCCUCCUGCUCCUCCUGCUCCUCCUGCUCCUCCUCCUCCUCCUCCUGCUCCUGCUCCUCCUCCUGCUCCUCCGCUGCCGCCGCAGCAGCAGUACGACCUCCUCUGGGAACGAACCUCUCGUCCUUGGUGACACUCCAGUAGCCGACUUUUUAAAACUGACCUCGCCGCUUCCUCCUUC